Messenger RNA from Chara braunii, 2882 nucleotides. NCBI's taxonomy places the organism in Eukaryota, Viridiplantae, Streptophyta, Charophyceae, Charales, Characeae. The record is from the annotation of a GenBank genome assembly.
AGAGCCAGGCCGCUGUGGGACAGGAUACGUACCUGUGCGCCAUAGUUGAGCUCCCCUCCAGCGACCUGCAUCCGAGGACACCAUCUCUACAGUCAGCACCCAGGUUUCGUCGUCCGCAUCAGCAGAUGGACGGAACUUAUGACAAGUCCACUUUCGAAGGUGUGAUGGAUGAUGCCCUUGCUGUUCAGAAAAGAGCCUUGCAGGUUCCCCGAACGACGACAGAUCGAAACCUUCAUGGGGUAUUGACAUGAAUCGUGGUAGUUUGCAAUCUGAACCUGGCCGCUGUGUCAAAUUUGCAAUCUGAACCUUGCCGUCUUCCCGAGCACGAUGCACCCUCAUCAUGGCAUACGUUGGCUUGGCGACGGCAUGCAGCCAUGGCGACUGCCUCAUGAGGAUGCAAGACCUGAGAGCGAUGGCGGCAACGUCAACGACAGCGAGUGGGCCGUCCAAUGGAGGGAGGGGGGAGGGGAACGGACCUGGGCUGUGAGUUAUACUACUGGAGGUUCGCUGAAGGGCUCUUCCCCCCCUUUUCUCAUGCUUCUUCCCUACCUCCUCCUAUUAUCUGGAGGGCCUUUCUUUCCUAUAGCUGCGUCCUUAGCUAGGCCUGUAACCGUAUCUACGUUUUCUACCUGGACCUUCCCCCCCCCUCCACCGCCAUCUCCCCCCCCCCUUACAGUUGCCGAAGAAGAAGGAGCGUUAGAAGCUGCCGCGCUGGAGUUCCCGAGUACCAUCCACUUUAUGGGCAAUUUCUGCGAGGCGGAAGGGCCGGCGAGACCAGCUCCCAGACCUCACAUCGUGCCCGAUCUGGACCUGGAACAGCUCACCGGGCUCUGGUACGAGAUCGGUGCAUCAGCACGGUACAAGUUGGCAUCGGACGAGCUGCUGGGAACGAGGUGUGCGACACAUAACUACAGCAUUUCGGAAAACAGACCCUAUCUCUUGACCCCUUUAUGGAUGGACAGGGUAUCUGCAACAACGGGAGAGGUGAGAGAACCAUACUACCAUCACACAUUUGAGCCCCCUCCGCCAGCAAAAGACCUGCACGAUCUUCUUGGAACCCGUCCUCCUCCCCUUCGACGUCGUCUUCUCCGCAGUCGUCGUCUUCGUGCCCCUCGUUCUGAUCAUCAUGAUACAGUUACAGCAACAACAACAAGAAUUAGUACUGCGAUUGGCGAUGCUGCUGCUGCUGCUGCUACUCAGGCUAGCACUAGGAGUGGAGUGCAGAUCGAACCGGCUUCGAUCGCUGCUUCUGUUCGACGUCAGCAGCAGGCAGAAGAGAUGGAGACGAGGGUAAUAGAGGUAGAGUCAUCCACAUCGUCAGACUCCAUGCCUCUCUUGUCGACGACGGAUUCGGAGCACAAUGUCAUCGACGGCGAUGGUGGUGUUAAGGCCAGGACGGGGGUGUCUAAGAAGGGUCUCCCGAGGAAACACCCCUUCGUUAACCCCCCUCCCUUGUCGGUCAAUCUGACGGAUCUGGAAUGGGCUCCAUUGGGCGUUGGCAAGGCACUGACAGUGGUGGUUGAACGAGUGCGUAGCAAGGUGGAGCCCCAAGUGCUGAGCUGGGUCCAGGAAAUGGCCUGGCAGUGUCGUCUGUUAAGUGGGUCUUUGCAACGGGCUUGCCCUUUGAUGGGAUCGCGAGACGGCAAGGUCCACAGGGCGAUGAGGCGGAUCGAAUUGGCGACAUCGAGGUGGUCACAAUUUCGACCGUCCAUUGAGAGGAUGCUGUUUGGAAUCGACGACCAAGUGGCAAAGGUAAGGCACUCCGCAGCAGAGAUUGCUUGGCUGGUCAGCAAGAUUACGGAGGCCAGCGCAGCGAUCAGCGAGCAGGUCGGCGAUGGCAAUCGCCAAGAGGCGACGGCUCAUAUCAGGUACUGGCUGGGUGAGAUUCAUGCAGCAGCGAGCAGAAUGAAGAUGUGCGCAGCGGUGGUUACCAGCCUCGCGCUACAGAUACAACGACUGUCGUGGUCAUACUACAAUGAACGUGUCAUCUUGGGGAUCGGAGGGCCAGAGUAUCCCACGGCGGAGUCUCGGUUCCAGUACAACUUGACAGAUCGACGGCUAACUAAUCCCACAGAUCUGCAACAAGAGGUGAUGAGGCAGCGGAAGGUGAUCGGUAAGCAAGUGAAGACGAUCCGACUUCUCACAGAACGUGCUCGACACGGGUGUGCGAACAUCUUCAGCGCCAUCGAUAGAGUGAAGACGCUCAACGGCUUGAUUGAGCGGCACAAGGGGAAUCAGUAUGCUGAAGCGAAGCAGAACAGCCAGAGAAGUAGCAAUACGAUCACGACUCAGACAGGCAACGACGGCGGCGGCGGCGUUGUGGUGUCGUCUUCACCUUCUAACUCUACAACAACAGGAGACAUCGUAACGACAGGCGUGGCAGUGCAGAACCCGCAGGAGCUGGGGGCGUUCACACUCACGAUGGAAACUAGCGGUGAUGGGAAAAAGCGAAUGCCAGAUGCCUAUUGGGUGCUAGCAGCAGAGGAGGAGAAGGAGGAGGAGCAGCAGGAGGAGGAGGGGGGAGGGGAGACAAACAUGAAGAAGGGGGUUAAAAAAAAGCGAUACGGCGCUGCCCUUCUUUAUCGCUUCCAGGAUGUGCCCGCACCUUUGAGAGAGAUUGUCGGCCGCGAUCACGAUGAGACAGUGUUAAUCCUUGCACGAAAACCCUCUUUGCCAGAGAUAACGAAGGACCGGUUUUUGGCUAAUGCCAAGCGAGGGGGAAUCUACCUGGUUGCCGAUAACCCAGUCCUGUGGACAGGGUUCGACGACUGCCCCUGGAAUCAGUCACCCUCAGAUUGACCAUGACCACUUUUUGAUACCGUCCGUCUUCACCCGAACAGAACGCCCGGUCAUUAUAUCGGCAUUUGGCACAAUUUUCAGUC